Messenger RNA from Penicillium longicatenatum, 1548 nucleotides. Its product is annotated as chlorogenic acid esterase precursor. NCBI's taxonomy places the organism in Eukaryota, Fungi, Ascomycota, Eurotiomycetes, Eurotiales, Aspergillaceae. The record is from RefSeq and is a predicted model, not a curated record. The transcript has 4 exons. The coding region runs from base 1 to 1548 and encodes 515 amino acids.
AUGGUAGCUCGAAAAAUCUGCCUCGCAGCAGCCCUUUCGGCUCUGGGGGUCUUUGCUGCCCCGAGCUCAAUUUCAAAGGCAGCUACGGAUACUGGCCUCCUCGUCCAAACGUCAAGCGGUUUGAUUGAGGGUUUCUUCAAUUCCUCAGCCCCUGAUGUGCGUCAAUUCCUCGGUGUUCCGUUCGCAGAACCCCCUGUGGGGGAUCUUCGCUUCGCCCGUCCACAAGAGGUCAAGACUAAGAGGAAAGUGAGGGCACACAAACUUCCGAGCUCUUGCAUGCAGCAAUUUAGCCUGAACAGCUCCACAAUCUACACCACGUACGAGACUGAGUUUCUCGUGAAUGGCGGUAAUUCCGAAGAUUGUCUGUACCUUUCCGUCUGGGCGCCUCGCAUUAAGGAUAUAGAGGCCGAGCAACGCCCAUUGCCAGUUCUACUUUAUAUUCCCGGCGGUGGCUUCACCAGUGGAGGCCAGGACUCUUCGUACAAGAUUCCAGAUCAGUGGGUGCAGCGGACACAAUCACAUAUUGUGAUAGUUAUGAACUAUCGCCUCAAUAUAUUCGGCUUCCCUAAUGCUAAAGGACUGGAUGACCAGAAUGUCGGGUUUUUAGAUCAAAGACUAGCUGUCGAAUGGGUUCACGAAAACGUCGGAAACUUUGGCGGUGACCCAGAGAGAAUCACUCUUUGGGGCCAGUCCGCCGGAGCGGCUAGCGUCAGCAUCUACCCAUACGGAUACCCCGAAGACCCCAUCGUUGCUGGCCUUAUCGCAGACUCUGGUGGCCCAACCAUCAUCACGAACACUGACAUAACGCAUACCAACUUCACCUUCAUCGCUGGGCUGGUAGGCUGCGGUAACCUCAGUGCCGACAAGGAGCUUAGAUGUGUGCGAAAGGUUCCCGCUCAAACUCUAGAGAAUGCCUUGUCGUUCUAUAAUGGAAAUGGCACUAAGCCAUCCGUCUCAUUUACACCCAUCCUAGACAAUAAGACUGUCUUCGCGAAUUACACACAACGUAUUGUGGACGGAAAAAUUGCAAAGACGCCCAUGAUUAUUGGUAGCAAUGCAAACGAAGGAGCAGGUUUUAUCUCGUUCACUCCUAAUGGACCGGGAGCCGCCGCGCUGGCAUCCGCAACCAAGAUCAUCUCCUGUCCUGUCGGCAAAGAAGUAAAAAACCGCAACCUGGGAGACUUGCCAACUUAUCGCUACCAGUACGCUGGAAACUUCUCAAAUAUUUCCCCUCUGCCUUGGUUUGGAGCCUACCACAGCUCAGAGCUGCCACUGCUGUUCGGUACACACGAUGAGUACCGUAGUCGCUCUACCAAAUUCGAGUGGGAGCUUAGCUAUGCUAUGGAGGCACUGUGGUUGUCGUUUGCUGAGGAUCCCACCAGGGGACCUGCUCGUGUUGCGGUUGGCGAUGCUCUGGCUAAUCCUAACAAGAAGAGUUACUUUUCCUGGCCAGAGUUCAAGCAGGGUGGUAAGGAUAUGUUGCUUUUUGCGAAGGACAAUGACCUUAUGCGACUUGUUUCUUCAGACAGUAUCGAUGAUGGCUGUUGA